Messenger RNA from Haemorhous mexicanus (house finch), 4859 nucleotides. RefSeq names its product stromal interaction molecule 1 (gene STIM1). The record is from RefSeq and is a predicted model, not a curated record. Gene Ontology annotation, cellular component: plasma membrane; endoplasmic reticulum. Lineage: Eukaryota; Metazoa; Chordata; Aves; Passeriformes; Fringillidae. The transcript is spliced from 14 exons. Gene Ontology annotation, molecular function: protein binding; calcium channel regulator activity; calcium ion binding. The coding region runs from base 127 to 2292 and encodes 721 amino acids. Gene Ontology annotation, biological process: activation of store-operated calcium channel activity; intracellular calcium ion homeostasis; store-operated calcium entry.
GACAGAGCGGAGUUUUCCGGGAGGCACCGCAGCCAGGAGGCGGCGGAGGGACGGAGCGGGCCGGGGAGGCGCUAGCGGAGCCGGUGCCGAUGCCGAGGAGCAGCUGACGGCGGCGGGGACGCGGAAAUGGAGCCGCGGCCGGGCCGGGCCGUGCGGGCGCUGUGCGGCCUCUUCCUCCUCCUCCUCCUCCUCGUCCUGCAGCAUCCCGGCCGCGCCGAGCGAGCCCCCGGCUCCCACCUGGACGACUCGGCCAUCGCAGAGUUCUGCCGCAUUGACAAGGCCCUGUGCCACGAUGAGGACGAGCAGCUGAGCUUCGAGGCCGUGCGCAACAUCCACAAGCAGAUGGACGACGACGCCAACGGCAACGUGGACGUGGAGGAGAGCGACGAGUUCUUGAGGGAAGACUUGAAUUACCAUGACCCAGCAGUCAAGCACAGCACUUUCCAUGGAGAGGACAAGCUCAUCAGUGUGGAAGACCUCUGGAAGGCCUGGAAAACAUCUGAAGUGUACAACUGGACGGUGGACGAGGUGGUGCAGUGGCUCAUUUCCUACGUGGAGCUGCCCCAGUACGAGGAGACCUUCCGCAAGCUGCAGCUCAGCGGCCACGCCAUGCCCAGGCUGGCAGUGAACAACGCCACCAUGAUGGGCACUGUGCUCAAGAUGACCGACCGCAGCCACCGGCAGAAGCUGCAGCUCAAGGCUCUGGACACGGUGCUCUUCGGGCCUCCUCUGUUGACUCGUCACAACCACCUCAAGGACUUCAUGCUGGUGGUGUCCAUCGUCAUCGGCGUGGGCGGCUGCUGGUUCGCCUACAUCCAGAACCGCUACUCCAAGGAGCACAUGAAGAAGAUGAUGAAGGACCUGGAGGGUCUCCACAGGGCUGAGCAGUCUCUCCACGACCUGCAGGAGAGGCUGCAGAAGGCGCAGGAGGAGCACCGCUCCGUGGAGGUGGAGAAGGUGCACCUGGAGAAGAAGCUGCAGGACGAGAUCAGCAUUGCCAAGCAGGAGGCACACAGGCUGCGGGAGCUGCGCGAGGGCACCGAGAACGAGCUCAGCCGGCAGAAAUACGCCGAGCAGGAGCUGGAGCAGGUGCGGAUGGCGCUGAAGAACGCGGAGAAGGAGCUGGAGUCCCACUGCAGCUGGGCUGCCCCCGAGGCCCUGCAGAAGUGGCUGCAGCUGACCCACGAGGUGGAGGUGCAGUACUACAACAUCAAGAAGCAGAACGCAGAGAAGCAGCUGCUGGUGGCCAAGGAAGGGGCUGAAAAGAUCAAAAAGAAGCGAAACACCCUUUUUGGGACGUUCCAUGUUGCUCACAGUUCCUCUCUGGAUGAUGUGGAUCAUAAAAUCCUGACUGCAAAACAAGCGCUGAGCGAGGUGACGGCGGCGCUGCGGGAGCGGCUGCACCGCUGGCAGCAGAUCGAGCUGCUCUGCGGCUUCCAGAUCGUCAACAACCCCGGCAUCCCCUCGCUGGCCUCGGCCCUCAACAUCGACCCGGGCUGGAUGGGCACGCCCCGGCCCAACCCCUCGCACUUCAUCAUCACCGACGACGUGGAUGACCUGGACGAGGAGCUGGUGUCACCCAUGUCCAUCCAAUAUGCAGCCUGGCUUUUCGGGCGCAGGUUCAGCGACCGCUCCUCGCUGUCCUCGGAGGAUCAGUCCCUCUGGAAAUACCCUGCUCCGGCCUUGCCCAGCACAGUCCGGCAGCGCCUGGUGGAGCCGCAGCACGGCCACGGAUCGCAGAGAGAUUUAACUCGCUGCGACUCCGACUCCUCCAUCCCGCACCUGAGCGACCACCAGCGUAUCCCCAGCUCGGCGCCCAAGCUGCUGGCUGCCCGGCCCACGCUGCUGACCAGGUCCAUGGAGGAGGCUGUCCCCGGGCCCCCGGGCCCCGGCGCGCCCACCCCCAACGGCGGCAGCCGGCACGGGGAGCCCUCCGCCCUGGCGGCUUUGCAGGAGCGGCUGCCCGAGAGCCCCAUGGUGAUGAAGAAGAUGAUGACGGUGAACCACGGCAUGGAGAAGUCCUCCAGCCUGGGGGAGAUCAGCCACCCGACGGCCGGCAAGCCCAGCCACUCGGAUUCGUCCCGGUCGCACAGCCCCAGCUCCACCGACCCCGACACCCCCUCCCCCAUCUCUGACUGCCGGCCCAGCGGCGCCAGGAACACCCGCAUCCCGCAGCUGGCCGCCAAGAAGAGUCCGGGGGACGAGGACAGCAGCCUGACGGGCGACGAGGUUGACCUCGGCCAGAGCAAGAAAAAGUUCCCCCUAAAGAUCUUCAAGAAGCCCAAGAAGUAGGGGGGGAGACCCCCGGACGCGUCCCGCCGGGCCCGGGGCCGGCCGUGCACCGGGAACGCAGCGCGGCCCCGGCACCCCCCGCACCCCGAGUCACCCCGGCGCCGGCACGGGAGGAGCUAUUUAAACUUAUUUAUUUCCUCAUCUCCGAGACGAGAAGCGCGACGCCGCCGGCUCCCCGCGAGAAGAGCCGCCCCUGCCCUCCCUCCGACCGCUGCGGUCCCGGCUUUGCUGUGCAUGGCUUCCAGUUACUCCUGCUCUGCUCAGCCACGCGGCCUUUGGGUUUGGUUUCAAUGUGGUUUUAUUUUUUUUUUAUUUUAUUUUUUAUUGUUGUUAUUAAUUUGUUUUCCUGCCUCCUCCGACUUUUGCACAGGCUGAGGGCGGGCCGGGGCGGCGCCGGCCGCUCCGCGCUGCCCCUGGGGUGACUCCGGUCGCAGCGGUUCUCCCUCAUUUCUCCGAGUCACUUUCCCAGCCCGGCCCCUGGCUGCGCCCCUGGGAAGGGGAUCCCCUCCGAGCAGCUCUCGCUGCGCAGGAGCAGGGGAGGACUCUGCCCUUGCCGGUACUUGUGUGCUCCCGGUGCCCACGGCCGCUGGGGGCCGCGGGGACGGGGCUGUCCCCGCACCGCUCUGCCCGGUGCUUGGGAAGGUCGGGACGCGGGGCGGGAGGGGCCCACGCCCAUCCCCGGCUGUACUUCCCCGGGGACCCUUCCUGGUGCCCUGCACUGCUCCGAACCCGCUGUGCCAGGGACCCGGCUGAGGGCCCUGGUGACAGGGACAGUGAGGGGAGAGCCCUGCUGACAGGGACAGUGAGGGAAGGGCCCUGCUGACAGGGACAGUGAUGGAAGGGCCCCUGGUGACAGGGACAGUGAGGGGAGAGCCCUGGUGACAGGGACAGUGAGAGAAGGGCCCUGCUGACAGGGACAGUGAUGGAAGGGCCCCUGGUGACAGGGACAGUGAGGGAAGGGCCCCUGGUGACAGGGACAGUGAUGGAAGAGCCCUGCUGACAGGCACAGUGAGGGAAGGGCCCCUGGUGACAGGCACAGUGAGGGGAGAGCCCUGCUGACAGGGACAGUGAGGGGAGAGCCCUGCUGACAGGGACAGUGAUGGAAGAGCCCUGCUGACAGGGACAGUGAGGGAAGGGCCAUCCCGAGGGGUGUUGGUGCAGAGCCCGGUCCAGCUGCCACAUCCACACAGAGAGGAGAGGGCUCCCAGGAGCAGGUCCCCUGUCCAUUGUUCCCUGUCGUGCCUGGGCAGGGCCAGAGGGAGGGACCAGGACACAGCGGGGCUCUCCAGGGCAGGGGACAGGCUGUGCCUGGGGGGCAGGACCAUGACAGAGUCCUCCCCUAGAGGAGGCCGGCUCCUGGGGGCUCUGUGCCCCACCCCGAGGGACUCAGGGGGCUCACACAGGCAGUGUCCCCCUUGCCCUGAGGCCACACGCCGCAGUGUCCCCAGCUGUACCAGCCUGACCUGGGGCUCAGUCCAUCCUGAGCCACUCCUAGGGGCUCUCCUGUCCUCCCUCAGCACAUUGUGGGUCACAUCCUGCUGCUCACAGCCCCCGGCUCACCUCGGCGUGGCCCCAGCACAGCCCCAGCCACUGUGGAGUCCCUACUGAGGGCAGCAGCUGUGGCUGAGUCCCACUCCCUGCGAGGGCCUGGCCUGUCCCAAGGGAUGAGCCCUGCCCCAUCCCUUGCUCCCCUUUCCCAGCUCCUCCAGGAGCAUCCCCCAGCCCUGGGGCUGCCAGGGAAACCCCCACACCACUUCCCAGCCCACUCGAGGCGCUCCCUGGCACCACAUGACCCCCCAGCCGGGGGUCCCUGUCCUCAGCACCCCCUCCAUCCCCAGACCAUCGUCCCACACAUCCUUGGGGGUGGGCAGGGGGCUGCUCCUGCCGAGGCAGAGGAGAAUGCACCAUGGGGGGAGGAGGAGGAAGAGGAGGCCGAGAGCCCCCGGGGCCUUGCUUUAUGCCAGAGUAAUAUAUUUGUGUCUUGACAAUUCAGGAAGGGCUACAAAGGUGUUUUUUGUUCCGUAGGCGGGAGUUAAAUGAUUUCACUGUUGCUUUGGGAUAAGUGAAAAAUUCCUCUCAAUGACUUUAAGUGCCUGCAUUUCCCUGGGGGUGGGGGGAUGCGCUCGGCCCCACAACAGGGCUGCUGCCUGGGCACCCCGAUUCUGUGGGCACCCUGAUUUGUGGGCACCCCAAUGCUAUGGGCACCCCGAUUUAUGGGCACUCCAGUACAUGGGCAUCCUGAUUCCGUGGGCACCCUGAUUUGUGGGCACCCCAAUUUAUGGGUACCCCAAUCUGUGGGCACCCUGAUUUAUGGGUACCCCAAUCUGUGGGCACCCCGAUUUGUGGGCACCCUGCUGUCACAGGCAGGGCCCCCAGGAGCGGGGCCAGCGGGGUCGGGGCCAGAGCUGCUUGUGGUGGCAGAGACCUGUGGAUGCUUCUGGAGAAGGGGUUGGGGAUCCAACUGUUGACACAUCUGCCAAUUCUUGAUUUAAGGUGGUUUUUGUUUUUUGUUUUUUGUCAUUUCAUAAAACUUUUCAAUCCAAUAAAGCAUGUAGUCUAUUUUACGA